UCACUAUCGCCUUCUUCUUCUUCAUCUUCUCCAUAAAUAAAUUCAAAUCCGCACCUUCCCCUUUUUUUUCUUCCAAUUAUACCCUUUUCCGAUUUUCACAAAAUCUUCUCUCACAUUUUCUCCAUUUGAUUUGAUUUUGCUCGGCGUAUUUUCCUUCUGCGCAUGGCUGCUGCUGAUCUCUCUGUCAUCCUGCCUCGCGUUCUCAUCGUCUCCAGACGCAGCGUUCGUAAAAACAAGUUCGUCGAUUUCGUCGGGGAAUACCAUCUAGAUCUGAUAGUGAGCUAUGGCGCGGUUCCGGUGAUCGUGCCGCGAGUGACGGGGGUGAACAUGCUUCUGGAGAGCUUCGAGCCCAUCCAUGGCGUCCUCCUCUGCGAAGGCGAGGACAUCGAUCCCUCUCACUACGAAGCCGACGCAUCCAACCUCUCCCCGGAGGAAUUGGAGGAAAUCCGGAGACUACACACCAGCGACACCGCAAUUGACAAAGAGAAGGACGCAAUCGAGCUCGGAUUAGCCAAGCUCUGCCUCGAGAGGAACAUUCCCUACUUGGGAAUCUGCAGGGGAUCUCAGAUCCUCAACGUGGCCUGCGGCGGCACCUUGUAUCAAGACAUUGGGAAGGAGGUGUCGAGAAAUGUGGCGCAGGAUGAGAGGGUUGUGCACAUGGACUAUGACAACUACGAUGGCCACCGCCAUCCGGUGAGGAUCGUGGACGGAACCCCUCUGCAUCAAUGGUUUAAUGACUCUUUGGAUGGUGAGAAGGAGAUUUGGGUGAAUAGCUACCACCAUCAAGGGGUGAAGAAGCUGGCGCAGAGGUUUGUGCCGAUGGCGUUUGCUCCGGAUGGCUUGAUCGAAGGGUUUUACGAUCCGGAUGCUUAUAAUCCGGAGGAUGGGAAGUUUAUAAUGGGGCUGCAGUUUCAUCCCGAGAGGAUGAGGAAGCCGGAUUCCGAUGAAUUCGACUACCCUGGCUGCCCUUUUGCUUAUAAGGAGUUUGCGAAGGCGGUUUUGGCUUAUCAGAAGAAGCUGAAUAGCAUGACAAGUGCUCCUAAGCUUGAUGUGGAGAUGGAGAAGAAAAGGAACAUUAUUGUGAGGAGCUUUUCACUUGCAAGGAACUUAUAUCAAGGUGGGGGUGGGGCCAAGGAAUCAGACCUCGAGGCGGGAGCAGAGUUUCUUGAGUCGAAUAGGGCGUUGAGCGUGCAGCAGGAGACGAGGCUGAAGCAGAUGGGGGCGACGGUGAGGAAUGCAUCGUCGUACUUGGAGAGGCUGAGGCUGAGCGAGGAGAGGGAGAAGCAGGCUCGGAAUGUGAUAGGGAAGAUGUCGGUGGAGCAGUUGUCGGAUCUGACGGCGUUCUACCAUAUGAUGGGGAAGAUAUGCUCGGAGGUGUUGGAGACGAAGGUGCAGGGCAUUGUCAACUUGUGAUGUUGCUAUUUGUAUAUUGUGUUGGUGGGGAGACACACGGGUAUCAUGCAUGGGGUUGGGUUGAGUUUGCCUUCUCACUUUUGUUCACAUCAUUGUUAGAAUCCAAGUUGCAGUUUGGUAAUGAAAAUUCACUUUUCACUUUUCA
This is a messenger RNA of Salvia hispanica, 1558 nucleotides long. RefSeq names its product putative glutamine amidotransferase GAT1_2.1. Gene Ontology annotation, cellular component: cytosol. Gene Ontology annotation, molecular function: hydrolase activity, acting on carbon-nitrogen (but not peptide) bonds, in linear amides. NCBI's taxonomy places the organism in Eukaryota, Viridiplantae, Streptophyta, Magnoliopsida, Lamiales, Lamiaceae. The record is from RefSeq and is a predicted model, not a curated record.